This is a messenger RNA of Stegodyphus dumicola, 3618 nucleotides long. RefSeq lists its product as uncharacterized. Lineage: Eukaryota; Metazoa; Arthropoda; Arachnida; Araneae; Eresidae. The record is from RefSeq and is a predicted model, not a curated record.
AGAUACACAAUGGCAACUAGGAAUGACAAGUGCUCUAACCGUUGUCUGCAGGUGAAUUUUGUAUUAAAAUUGAUUAAAAGGUUUUUCUGGAUCACAGAAAACGAAUAACAUUUCCUAUAAAUUUGAUGCUGAUAUGGCUGAACUCAAUCCUUGUACUUAAUUCAUGUUUGCCAGUUAUUAGAGGCAGUAUGGCCUCAACAUACAUGCCUGUUGAGACUAUAUUAAAAGUAGAUGACAGUGAACUUUUGAUUGGAGAGAAUCAAAAACUUGAGCAGCCUAUAUCAGCUUCAGCCAAUUAUGUAUCAAUCGGCACUCAGUGUGAUUGGAAAGUUGAAACUGCUGAAACUGGAGCAUCUAAUGUCCUACCUACAGAAAAUGGUAGUUCUAAACUUGAUGUUAUUGGUUCAGAUAAACUUCGUAUUGGCAACAGGCAUACAGAGGAAAUGUCAUUGGUCAUCAGAGACUGGCCUUCCCAUCCUGAUCCUAGCAUCUGCACAGAGCAGAAGCAUCUCAUACCAGCUGAAGCCCUUUCACAGCAGAUUGCAUGCAACAUUCAGGCAUUGCCCAUAGAUGAAAAGUUUUUCUUGCAAUUUGACUACAAAACCAGAAAUAAACUUAAAACCAAGCAGAGACGUUUGGAUCCAUAUUACAGAACACAGGAACGAGUUCGGCAGAGAACAGUUAUGAGGAUUAAACGUCAGGAUCCUCGCUUUCGUGCUGCAGAACGUGAAAAAGGACGAUACCGCAUGCGUUUAAAAAGGUUAGAUCCAGUUUUUCGUUCACAAGAAAGGGAACGCCAGAGAGAGCGUAUGAAGAUGAAGAGGAGUGACCCAUGUUUCCGAGAGAGGGAGAGAGAACAACAGAAGACUAGAUUGCAUGUUAAAAGACUAGAUCCAGCUUAUAAAGAAAAAGAACGUGCCCAAGAUAGACUUAGAAUGCGAAUUAAGCGUCAGAAUAACGGAUUGUAUUCUGCUGUACAAGCUGAGAUAGCUAAAACAAGCCCUAAAAUUGAAAAUGACAUUGCAGUUACAGAAAGUCAAACUUAUAAAGAGAUAACUGAAUCCCAUACAUCUUCUGUUGAGAUGAGAAACAAUCAGGCUGUGUUCCCUGAAAACUUCAAUACUAGGUUCUUAUCUGUUAAACCGAGGGAUUCCACUGUUGAAGGAUUUCACUUCAAGAAACAGCACAUUCUGAAUUUUAAUUUUUAUAAUAGUAGCAAGGAACAGUGGGCUAGUCAUGAUGAAAUGUGUCCUAAAGGUUUAACCAGCUUCAGUGUUGCAGGAGAAAGUGGUAAAUUUCAAAUUUCUUCAACACAUGAAAACAAUAUUGGCUUUACUCUAAAGGAACAUCCUACAAAUCAGAAAAAAACACUAAAAAAUGAUAUAGUUCCUAAUAAUUUGGUUGCAAUUAAAUCGACUGAAAUAUUACAUAUUGAGACAAAGAAAACAAAGAGUUUAUUUAGCCAUGAUACUACAACCAUUCCUAGAUUUCCACUUCAGUCUACUGUAGAUAAAUUGCUUUAGAAUUGGUGCAUAAUACUGUUUUACCUUAUUAAUCUUUUAACAAAAGCAAAGUUUGUAAUGGAAAAAUGGUACUUGCGUAUUUUGUCUUCGACCAUUUUCAACAGUGUUACCAAACAGUGCAAAUCAUCACCAGUAGUUAAUAAGCAUGAUAUCACAAUACACGUAUAAGAACUUUUCUCUGAUUUUAUGUAACUGUGAUCAAUAGUAAGCCAGGUUAGGUUUGUAAGGAAAGUUUAAAUGAACUUCUGUUUCUGUAUUCUUCUCAUGCAUUUUGAAAAUUGGCUAAUAUUCAGGACCUGCCUCCUAGAAAAAAAACAAAUAGGGGUUUAUUUUCUGAGUUGUGGGGCUGAUUUUACUGAUGCAUAUACCUUGAAACAUUAAAAGACUGUGGAUUCAUCUAAAUGAUGCAGUUAAAGAUAUCAUGGAACAUUGCAAAACCACUAGAUUCAUAUUGAAGUGAAUUUAUGUGCCAUCAAAUUCAUACAGGUGUUGACAGUUUUGUUGUUAUUUUAUAUUCCAUUAGGAAUUUUUCAUUGCCAAAAUGAUUGGCACGAGUUUUAAUGAAUUUAUCAGAUAAAUUCAAAGCUUAUUGUCAUUUAAGUUUUUAUGUAUCAUAUUUGUAAUAUGCUAUAUAAAAAUUCAUAAUAUGUCUGUUGGUUAUUUAAUCAAAGUGUGAUGUGUUAUUAUCUAACAAAAUAAAGAACAAGCUGUUCCUUUGAACUUCUAUCAGAAUCAUAGGUGCAGUUUGGGCCAGAUACCAGCUAACUUUCAUGGUCAAUGAGAAAAUACGUUUGUACAGAAAUAAGUUACUUGAAGUAAUUUGUAUUAGUCAUGUAUUAUAAUUGUGUAUAUGAAAUUAUAUAUAAAUAUCUGCUGACAGUUCCUUUAUUUCCAAAAAUAAUUUGUGCAUAAAAUGUAUUAAAAGUCAAGUUGAAUGCACUUAAAAAUAUGGUUAAACAAAUAAAAAUGUCAAUAAUGGCUUCUUUUUUCUAACUCAGAUAAUUUGAAUAUUGUAUUAUACAAUUUUGUAUCACAGCUGCCAAUGUUGAAAUAUGAAAAAUCCGUAAUUUUUCACACAAAAAAAGUUUGUGCCAUUUCAGAAACUUUAUUUCAUAACUCCAAACUGGUAUAAAUUCAUUUUGUAACACAUGAUUUAUGUUAUUGAGUAUAAUUUAUUAGCGAUCGAAAUUUCAGAUUGACAUGAAUUAACUUUAUAAUGCAUGGUUUAGGUUUUAUAUCAUAUGAUUUUGACAUAAAUUAACUUUAUAAUGCAUGGUUUAGGUUUUAUAUCAUAUGAUUUUGAUAUAAAAUACUUUAAUAUUUAAUUGUAUAUCCAAAAUUUUAUUUUUUUCUGGCUUUGUAAAAUUUUAUUUUGUAAGUUUCGUACUCUUUUAUACUGACAAAAACAGCUUUGAUCGGUAUACUUGUUAGCACUGCUAGGUACCAUGUUGUUGGGUCUGAGUUUGAAUCUUGGAGAAGGCUUGGAUGUUUAUAAAGUAUGGAAGAAAGGGUAGACCCUCGGAUGCAUCUCCCAGGAUGUUCUCCAUCAAAAUUUGGAUAGAACUUCCCCCCUUUCUCAUGGGUGUAAAAUUGGUCGCCUCCUCUAGUGCACUUGUACAAGGUUCUCAGUGAUGAAAUGGUUAAAUGACCAAUGAAGUAAUGACCCCUGAUGAUUAGACAUUGCUUGAAUCUUCAUAAAAUUAUAUCUAAAUGUCUACAGUAGAUUAAGACAGAUUAAGGGCAAAUAAUAUUUAGUAAGAAGCAUUGUGCUGAAAACUAUUAGGGUAAGAGGAUAGACUUACUCAAUUUCAUUAAUUCAAUAAUGUUAUUAAUUUCUGGUAAACAUUUUCUUUGGUAAAGGCUAAAAUUAAAAACCAGGUCAUUUGGUGAUCUACCAGGAGACUGGGAGAUGAAAAACUGCAGAAGUUGGCAGCUGUGAUGUAUUAUAAAAAAUUAAUUUCUCUUUAAAUGAUGUAUUUGUGGCAUGUGUAUAUAUCACUAAUGUAGAGCAGCUUUAUCCGAUCAACAUUUGUUUUGUAUAUAAAUUUGCUGUGACUUUUUUUAAUAAAACGUUUUACUAUUUGUGCAGAUUCAA